Molecule: messenger RNA, 7765 nt
Organism: Epinephelus moara (kelp grouper)
Lineage: Eukaryota; Metazoa; Chordata; Actinopteri; Perciformes; Serranidae
Product: fibroblast growth factor 14-like
Exons: 5
Coding region: 474-1229 (251 amino acids)
Biological process (GO): regulation of cell migration; positive regulation of cell population proliferation; positive regulation of gene expression
Cellular component (GO): cytoplasm
Molecular function (GO): fibroblast growth factor receptor binding; growth factor activity
Source: RefSeq, a predicted model, not a curated record
UCGCGCUUCUGUCAGUGGAAUACAAACGGACGUUUUUCAGAGCAGAGGACAGAAUUGCUUUCUGAGGCACUAUUCUCCUUUUCUCCCGGUUGUGUGUGUCUCGCCUGUUGACCAUGGGAACACAAAGUGACAAACGGGCUCCGGUGGUAUCGGCUGGAGGAGCCGUUCAGUGACAGCUGUUGUUAUCUGACUGACAGACAGACCGGUGAAACGUGACGGACAGGUAAACCGCUGUGCGUUUCAAAUCAAUGGCCUGGGGAAUAACGGCAACAGAGGAUAUGCUGUAAGGCGAAGUGGUGUGUUUAUCUCGGACUUUACCGCGUUGUGGCUCAAGUAUGGGGUCGGUAUAGCCGGUAGAGCGGAGACUGGAGGUUUGCGUCUGGUUUUGUCUGCGCUCCGUCCCCUCCGGUGGACACAGCUGAAGAGACUGGAGACACGGACGGAGACGGGGCUGGUUUUGUUUCGGCGGAGACAUGGCAGCGGCCAUCGCCAGCGGUUUAAUCCGGCAGAAGCGACAGGCGAGAGAGCAACACGCCCACCGACCGACUACACACCGGCGGCGGAAGAGCCCCGGUAAGAAGCAGGGGCUGUGCAACGGGAACCUGGUCGACAUCUUCUCCAAAGUCCGGAUAUUUGGCUUGAAGAAGAGGAGGCUACGGAGACAAGAACCACAGCUGAAGGGCAUAGUGACCAGGUUGUUCUGCAGGCAGGGCUUCUAUCUCCAGAUGGGCCAGGAUGGAAGUCUGGACGGGACCAAAGACGACAGCACCAACUCCUCUCUGUUUAACUUAAUUCCUGUGGGUCUGAGAGUCGUGGCCAUCCAAUCAGUCAAGACUGGCCUCUACAUCGCCAUGAAUGGGGAGGGUCACCUCUACUCAUCGGAACUGUUUACAGCUGAGUGUAAGUUUAAGGAGUCGGUGUUCGAGAACUACUAUGUGAUCUACAGCUCUAUGCUCUACAGACAGAAGGAGUCGGGCCGGGCCUGGUUUCUGGGCCUCAAUAAAGAGGGACAGGCCAUGAAGGGCAACAGGGUCAAAAAGACCAAACCAGCUGCACACUUCCUGCCUAAACCUAUAGAAGUUGCGAUGUACCGAGAGCCUUCAUUGCACGACGUAGGGGAGGCGGUGCCUAAACUCGCCGGGGGCCCGCCUUCCAAAAGCACAACCAGCGAACCGGUGGUCAUGAAUGGCGGCAAACCAGUCAACAAACCCGACAAAGAGGAGACAUAACCCAGCCCCCCGUUUAACUCUCCCCUGGCCAACCGGAGGCCAGGAAAAGCCAGAGACUCGCCCCGCUGCUGUGCUCUCACAAAACUAAACUGCAACAAAAGGUAACCAAACAAACAACAGCUCAAGUUCUGACUGGUCAGCAGUGGGGCCGCACGUCCCGCCUCAGCUCUUCCCCUGUUGGACAGAUCCGAUGUUGUGGGGAAGAGCACUGCGGCUGGUGGCGGGGGGGAAGAGGAGGAUGAAGACCGUAAAGUCAGGCCAAUGCCAGACGGAUAUUUUGGAACUGGGACAGCCCUCAUGUGGGACACGAAAUGACUUCUUAAAGUAUAAACAAAACAAAGAAAAAACGGAAAAAAAUGUCGUCUUCACCGGUAUUUUUCUGUGACAAUCUGUAAGAAUGAGGCCCCUUUUUUUCCUCUCCUGAUAGUACUGUUUUCUGUUGCCAGGUAUGCUUGCUUGCUGGUGGCUACACACACACACACACACACACAUACACACACACACACACACACACACACACACAUGCACACAACUCCUACCCAAAAUCGACCACUUGGAUUCGAUCUUUGAGUAAAUAAAGAACAGAUUAAAGCAAACAUCAGGCAAAGAGAAUGCUUUAAAUACCAAACACUGAUGAUUCAGAGGAUGCUUAGUCAUCGAUCAAUUAAGAUUUGGCACAAGACCUUCUCUACUAAGCUUAUAAUGAAAUGUACUUGAAAAUGGCCCUCUGCAUUAUAUACAAGGCAACCCAUCGUAUGACAUGUCCCUGAUUUUAAUCACAUACGAUAUAGCUGUUAAAAAGAGAGAGUUCUUAUUUGACACCACAUAGCUUAAAGCAUGUUUGUCUUUUCAGUAUGCCUUUGUUAUCUUUUUGUUGGAUGGUUUAUUACUGUAUUCUGCAUACACAGAGCACUAGUGAAUAUCGAGCUACGUUGUUGUACAGACACAAAAGAGAUUUUAGUGUCUACCUCUCUGUCUUUUUUUUUUUCUGUCCCCUUUUGAAUUCCAUAACGUCACUGACACAAGCGUAGCUCAGGAGAGGAGGAGAACAGCUGACGUGUCAAGUAAGGAGUUUUGGUAUCAAGUUGCUCAAAUUAGUGCGUAGCUGAAGCCAGAACGAUUUCCACAAAUUCCCUGUUUGUAGCAACACGGAGUGCACAGGAGGCAUGCUGGCGUCCAAACAGCAUGGUAGCAGUCAGUGUUUACAUGGAGUAGCAGAAAUUGCAGAGGGUCAAACCUCAAGAACGGUCAGUAGUAUUUUUCUUUUCUGUUGCCUUCCCAAGUACUUGAAGUUAAAGGUAGGAAUGAGGGUAAAAAUGAACAGGGUAAAUGAUGUUAAAGCCACUUUGUGUUGAACUUAACUGCCCAGUGGUUCUUUCAAAAAAGACACUUAGGUAGACAGCAAUACACGCCACUACCCUCCCAUAAUGCAACCUGCACCUGAAGAUCAGAGGUCUUCACAUGUCCUAAUCUUCAAAGUUAUUACAGCUCUCAAAUAAAUAUUAAUUUUAGAGGAGUGCAAUUUUAAAGUAGCAUAUAUACACAGUAUGUGGAUACUUUGCACGAGUGGAUGCAGAUCUGUGUGUUACUGGCUGCAUUCAGACUGCAGGCAAAUCAAAUUUUUAAGACAGAUUGUCCGCACUGUUAUUUGCAAGUGAUCAGAUUCGAGUUGUGUGUACAGACAGCACCAACCUAUCUGCAUGGGUUGCUGUGUUAACAACAUCUGUAACGACGUGGCUAUGCUGAUGACGCGGCUUUCCAACGCAGAAGCAUAAGAAAUGGAGGUUAGGGGUGUCCCCAACUAAGAAUUUACAAAGUCGAAUCUGAUUCAUCAAGUGUUGCCGAUCAUUGACUCAUUGUCAAAUCAUGUUUUGUUUUCUUUUGCUAAAUGAUUCAUGUUCUUAAUUUUGAAAUAGAACUUGUUUUAUAAUUGUACGUCUUCCAUUCAGCCCUGUAUAUUGUGUGUACGGGGUGAGUGUGUACAUGUGGCGCUCACCACAGUAAAAAGAGCGAACAUAAGAGAUCGAUAGACAGACAGAACACGUCACUUAGUUUGGGUUCUGCUUGCUGUCUGUGGCUGUAAACAGAACUUUGAGACAGAAAGAUGCAAGCCACUGAUUCUAUUGUGACAGAACCAUUGAGAAGUCUAAAAAAUAUUUAGCGCUACCAAAACAAGCUAUGAUUUAACCCAAACAAUUCUAUGUAAAAAUCAGACAGUCAGCACCACCGUGAGCUGAAUGGCAUGAUCCUUUGUUUCAUAACCACAUUUUCCCGCAACUAUGACGAUUCCACUGUGAGAUUAGCAGUCGAAUCAGGCUCCUUAGAUCAAAUCAUCAAGUCGUUGACUAUCCAGCGUCGCCCCUGAUGGAGGUAUACCAUUUUGACCACCAAACAAUCACACUGUGAAGUCGUGGUGCAGAACUCCUCUGUCGUACCACACAGGCUCGUCCAUAGUGCUCAUCUAGAACCAGCAUGGAUUCUGCUCAGCACUUCUGUCCCUCUGGAUUUGACGUCAUCAUUGUGUGACGCAUUGCCAGUGAUGCAAAAGAUACUUUGAAAUCCGAUAUGAGCGUCCAGGCUGAGAAAUCGCAUUUCAAAUCACCUCCGAAUGUGUUUUUUUGCUGUCCACACACUCUAAAAUCAAUCUGAUUACAAUCUGGAUAUAAUGAAAAAUGGAUUUGGGAUUGCAGUCUGAACAAGGCCAGUAUGUCUGCGUGGAUCAGAGCUGAUCUGAUCAUAUGCAUUUUAAUUUCAGGAGGAAAUAUAGUUUUUUGACAAGACAGAGGGUGUGAACUUCACAUUGUGGCUCUAAAUUGGCCUGCACAGCGUCCUAUACCAGCAGGUUACAUUACUAAAACAGUAUUAGAAAUGUGGUUUGUGUAACCACCAAAAACAAACAGCACACACUGAUUGCAGUUUCAAAUCCCACCACCGAAAUGCAGCUCUGAGUGAAAUGUUUCGAACUACAGGGCAGAAAAUCAAAUGCCUUGAAAUGAAAUUAAACCAAAUAGAUUCCCAUGCUUUGCCCUCUCACUGUGACAGUCAACAUGGCACCAAUCUGUUCUGGACUUGAAUCCUGUUCGACACCCAGGCUCUCUGUUUACUCGUCUUUCUAAGACAGCAAGACUAGACGCCAAUUAACUCUUCAGAAAGUUACACCAGUAGUCCGUCAUAUCCCUGAGGAGACGUUAAUACUGUGAUCCCACACUUCAUAUUAGUGUCAGCGACAAUGAGGCACUGAUAAAUGAAUAUAUUCAGUAAGAAACACAAACUGUGCGUCUCUCUCUUUUUGAAUCCUGAUUUUUAAGCAAAGUAACCACUUUGCAUUUUAAUCAGAUCCUUGAAACACUGUCAUAUUUACUGAAGAUGAAUGACCUCCACUGACGUUCCCAAAACUACAAAGAGACAAGACAAAGCGGCCGCCCUAGACACAAAUCCACAAGGCUGUAUGAUUAAUCCUCACAGUUGUUCCGACAUUAAACGAGCUACCCCCAGCCUCAGCAACAGGUGUGUGUCUGUGCAGCAGGUCAAACACUGCGGCUGCUGCACACAAGCCAAGCCUCUCCGACAUGUUUCAUGUUGUCACGCUGUGUUGUACUGUACAGAGGAUACACUCGGCUGCUGAAGAGACUGUGAAAAUACAAGACAGCUCACAGUGUUUCUAAUUGGCAUUUCUCAGAUUUGUUCCUCACAUUCACCACAUUUUUCUCUCCUCUGAUUCUCAUUAGCUGUUACUUGCCUUCAAAUAUGUGUGGCUGAGCAGCUCACAUUGCGUAAACAUAUCUAGUCUCACAUCCAUAGCUACUGUUUGAUAUUAAGGUAUUUUAUAAAAGCCAGAUGUAAGUGAAAUAUGUGUAAAAUAAAAGAAAGAUCAGAGUUUCUGUGUACCCUGGAAAUCUGCAAGUGCACGUGACAUGUAUCAUGAGAAUGUUUGCUGGUUGUAGAUUCUUGCUAUGUGAGUGCCUCUCAUCCCCAGCCAAGCUCGAGAUGUGAGAUCCAGGGUGGCUGCAGAUUUAUGCUAAACACUCGGCCGUCCUGGGCUCCAGCAGGGUUUAUCCAAGAUUUCCAAAUUCUCAAAGUCGCUCGACUCCAGCUCUGUCGAAGUGGGAUGACGGUAAUGUGGAAGAAGUCUUUUAACCGGUGUUGUGCUUGUGUCACGUCAAAGAAAUGUGGAUGUAAUGUUGUGUCACAGUAGGGGUUACUACGUAAAAAAAACAAACCCUGACAAUCAGGUCUGUAAACUUUUAUUUUUGAAUGUGUCCUGUGUUGUCUCCGCUGCUUGUGUCUAAGAAGCCACUUUAAUUACAGCAUAGAGUAUGAUGUUUUUGUACUUGCCUGAGCAAACGUUAAGAGAUACAAUCCAGGACAGCAACUGCUUUCCACUGAACGAUUAUCAAGCAGCUAAUUUGUCUGCACUGCUGGCAGAGGAAAAAGAUCGACUUAGCAAAAGAACCAAAUCUUCCUCCGUUCAAAGAGGCCCAGCUUGUUAGGUUAGAAGUAGGGUCCACGUCGUGUGAAAGCAGCUAUUGAAGAUCUGUGGCACAUGCUCAAGAAUUAAUGAUAGCUGAGGCCAGAGAAAAAGGGGCCUGGUUUCCUGGCUGCUGACCAAAGACACUGCUACAAUAGUGUUUCCAGGCUGGUAAUCACAGUUCCUGGUUCAAACAACGACGGCGCAAUUACUGUCAGUGUCUCCUGAGAGAUUUCUCUCCACUGGUGGUUCGCCAGGUACCAAGGCUACAAUUAUGAGAUAUCUAACAGCGAGCUCUGCACAGGAAAGAGAGCAGCUGAUUUAAUUAGAAGUGAGCAAUCAUGACAACCCGGGUCACUUUUAAUUUCCACAUACAAGUACCACUCGUGUUCUCAUGGCAGGUACACAUGUAGCCAUCUUACUUUGUCCUGCAUGAACUGUAGCUCUGAAAUCAGAAAAUGGACACGAGACAUAAUGGGACAAAAAGGCUUGUGUGACCCGACCACUGCAGUACAGGUGCACUUUAGAGACACAGGGACAUGUAAUGGUUCGCACUGUACUCAUGAUGUAGCUGGUCUCCCUCAGGUUUUCUUUUCUUUUUCCUUUUUUCUCCAUUCCACUUUAUUCCUCUGACAAAAGACUGCCUUAUUACAUCUGAAUCUGAAACGAGACAGUAAACGCACUCUCCUGUUGUUGUUUUUUCUCAACACUCAUCCCACACAAACACACAAAGCAGACACACACUCUUCAUCUUAUUUUACGUUUCAAUUAUCCUUUGAUCCCCAAUCUUCUGUUCACUGUAACUAUGCUAGCUUUUGCUCUCUGCUCGUUUUGUAAUCACGCAGCCAGAGAACUUCUUCCCACCUCCUCUUUUCUCCUCCUCCUCUCUCUGUUCGGACUGUUUCCCACUUGUUGCAUGUUUUUUAAAAGAGGAAAGAUGACUGGGGCUAAUGCAUGUGGUAAUUUAGGAAAUGUGUUAUCAUAAACAAAACAAACAUUUACAGUGUAGCAUCAGUGAAACUUUGCAUCUGGCUCAUUGGUUUGCUGCAGCCACUUUUGAUGUUUGUGUAAUUUUUACAUUUUCCUGUGGCAUCGGAAACAACUCACAGAGACACAUUGUUUCCAAGCACAAUCCAUCACUGCAUUAAUGGAGCAAAGGAAGAAUGAAUCAAAAUUACUUCAUAUCGCUAACAUUGUUACACUAAUGCAUGUCUUGCGUGGAAUAUUUUCAGCAGAGCAUCAAUAUUUAAUUCUGGAGGCUGAGAGCAGGAAAAUUAUAAAAAACAGUAAGUAAUUGUUUGAUUUCCUUUGCUGCUUCAUUUAACAAUGAUGGAUUGUGCUCAGGGAGUUAUUUUAGAUGCUGGUAGAUGUAGAAAUAGAUGCCCUGAUUAAGGACCAUCACACAACAUAUAGUAUUACGUACUGUGACUUUUAAGGUGGGAAAAAAUGGUGUUACACAGCUGUAAUCUAACGAGAGAUGGUUUAGGUUUUCCUCCUCAGUCAGUGCUGCCACUGGUGGUCACAUGCUGUAUUACAGCAACACAGAAUUGAUUUAACAUGGUUUGUAUUGACGUCAAUGAAAAAAAAACAUAACCCGAUGCUGUUUUUUCCCACCUUCUAAUCAUAAAGGAGAUUGUGUACCGUCGAGUGAGUCUGGGUUUUCAACAUUCUCCCUGUACCCAAUGUCAAGAGGAACUGUGUGACCUAAACGUCCAGGUUAUAUCACUGAUAUGUAGUGUCAUAGUCCUGGAUCAGGGGUUAAUGGAAACUAGUGCACACAUAUAAUUACGUGUUCAGUUUCAAAGUGAGACUGUGAUUAACUGCAGGAUGGAGAACACAUUGAAUAAAGCCGUAGAUUCACAACCUUCUGUGUCUGGCUAAUGCAAACCAUGCUAUGAGCCAGAUGCAAUGUGUCCCAGGUGUUUACCUUAAAGGAGAUUACUCUGUCUGUCAGUAAAUGUACAGUUACCUUUACAUACAUAUUAUGCAAACAGUUUGUCUGCACUGUACAGUUUGUGUCCAAUCCAUUGUAUACACACAGAAAACAAUAUUGAAUAAAGGAUUUAUA